Molecule: messenger RNA, 2954 nt
Organism: Penaeus chinensis
Lineage: Eukaryota; Metazoa; Arthropoda; Malacostraca; Decapoda; Penaeidae
Product: discoidin domain-containing receptor tyrosine kinase B-like
Exons: 3
Coding region: 500-973 (157 amino acids)
Biological process (GO): protein phosphorylation; multicellular organism development; cell surface receptor protein tyrosine kinase signaling pathway
Cellular component (GO): signaling receptor complex
Molecular function (GO): protein tyrosine kinase collagen receptor activity; collagen binding; ATP binding
Source: RefSeq, a predicted model, not a curated record
CAAACAAAAUCGCAGGUUAUCUGGCGCAUCAAAACUCAUCGAAUCAAACGAUAAUAGGAGAGAGAAAAGUAUGAUACUGAUAGUAAAGUGAUGACAGCAUAAUCCAUAAGGGAAGCCGAGAAGCGACACAGCAAUCAGGCUAAUGGAAGGAUGCUGGCAGGUGACACGGGGGAUGAAUCUGGCUUGAUGUCUUGAUGCAAUUCACCUAAAAUGCGUCUGCAUUACAUUCUAUUAAAAUGCUUAGAGAUGGCGAAAGGUGUAUGUUUAUUCCAUCUAUGUUUAUCUUUGUGUGUGGAUGUCCAGAUGGGCGUGUGAGGGAGGAAGUUAAAAAGAGAAAGAGAAACAGAGAGAAACAAAGAAGAAGAAAAAAAUAAAAAUAUAAAAAAAACACAUAACAAACCAUUUUCUUCCAUCCAUCCUGCUCCUCCUCACGCCCCACGUAACCGCCGAGACAUCCUCCUUCACCCUGCCUUUGCUUCACGCCCCCAGGAACGUGGUGAUGGCGGAGGGCGUAGCCAAGGUGACGCAGGUGGGAUCCGCUCUCCCUCGCUACGCGCAGGACUACUGGCGCUCCCCCGACGGCAGGGGACCCGCGCCCCUCCGCUGGAUCAGCCCCGAGGCUCUGUGUCAGGGGACCUUCACGCCGGCGAGCGACAUCUGGGCAUUCGGCGUGACGCUGUGGGAGGUUCUGACGCUGACCCGCCGCCGCCCACACCACCACCUGUCCGAGGACUUGCUCUUCCACGCCCUCGUCUCCACACACAGCGCCGCCUCCGCCUCCUCCACCUCCUCCUCCACACUGGGCCGCGCGGAGACGUACGCCAAACCACAGGUCGUCCUGAGUGCCCCCGCGUGGUGCCCCAGAGAGCUGCAGGAGUUGAUGACGGCCUGUUGGCACCCACUGCCCGCCCACAGACCUUCCUUCAACACCAUUUACACCACGCUGGCCGCCUACGCCCAUGCUCACAAGUGAAGAGCGCGGGGAGGGCGGGAAAGUGGUUUUCCCGCCUAAAACAAGAUGGCGUCGAAGGAGGAGACAUUUUCCCGCCAAAAUAAAAUGGCGUCGGGGAGGGGGAGGGGGGGGAGUGUGCGCAAGGCUCCCCCCUUCUAAGUGAAAUGAGGAAAUUGCAAGUGAUGUUAUUUACAGCGUCGGAGUGGCGGCGAUGUGGUAAAAAAAAAAAAUGGAUUGACGGAAGGAAAACUUGACGAUACGGUGAAAAAUUAUAAUUCGUGUGAGAUGUAUUUUAUGAUAUUGUCGUUAUCCCAUUCUGUAUGUUUAAUCCUAAUGAUUUACGUUUUUGUGAAUAUGCGUGACAAACAAACAAGGAGAGAGAGAGAGAGAGAGAGAGAGAGAGAGAGAGAGAGAGAGAGAGAGAGAGAGAGAGAGAGAGAGAGAGAGAGAGAGAGAUGACCUUUUAAUGCUUUGAUAAGCAUGCAAAUAGUCAACUGGGAUAUUACAUUUCUUUGUUAAAGUCAGAUUUCUUUAUUUCAUAAUUUCCCCAACUCUUCAUUUGCUAUAAGAGCAAAAGACUCUAUUUAUAGUGAGUGAUAUGUAAAUGUUUCAGACAGACACACAAAGAAAAAAAAAAAAUGAUCGUAGAUGUGGAAUUAGUUUACGCCAUACCCUAUUUAUAGAAAGUGAAUGGACGAUUUGGUUACCGAAGCCGAAGCCAGCGGACAGACAUGACAAACGGACGCGUUCUUCGCCAGGAAGAGCGCGUAUUGUCUGUCCAAUUCCAGGGACGCCGUCACAGGGCAGUGCUUGUCUCUUGUGCACAAUGAAAGCAUAUCAGAAACGGGCGGAAGGAACCCCGUUCAACAUAUCAUUUCCCGGAGAAGUAACAUGAGCGUAGAGAGAGAGAGAGAGAUUUAAACCCCGAAGAAUUUUUCAUUUUGUCGAGAGCGGCUCCGAUUCCGGUCGCUUUGACUUCGUAGUUCUUUGUCGGUAUGAAAUCAAUAUUAAUAACGUCUUAUCAUUAGCACUUUUAUUAUGUACCUGGAUGGUAGUUUGUAAGAGGAAAUAGGAGGGUGGCGAGAAAUCGGCGCUGACUUUGCCCUUUUCUGAGACUACUUAUUUUAACUUGGCUGAUGAGUGCUAAACUUAGCAGAUUCAAGGUUGCAUAAUUUAAUUUCUUCAGUUCUGAUCACUGAUGCUAUAGGUUGAAUCGCAGCAUAGAUGAUAUAAAAUAAGGAACAAGAAAAAAUAAAUACAGAUCGCUAUAACCUGCUAUCAAAAGAGAAACAAAAAUCAUUAAUAAUUAAUGAAAAAGAUCGCUAGAAAAGAUUGCUAAAUUUAGCAUCAUCAGCUAAGGCAAGUGUCGGAUUUAAUAACGAUGAGGAAAAUUGCACUUAACCAUAUCACAUAUAUCGUGCAUUAUCUGUUUCUGGAUGUAUAUGUUGCAGAGUUUAGUUUAAUUAACCAUUUCUAGUCAGAUUUCCAUAUUGCAUGAGUGCAGGUGGCGACCAGUAUUGUUUUUUUGGGAGAAAGAAUCAAUUCCUCUUUACGUUUCAGGAGUUUUACCAAUAGAUGUAUUCAUUUGUAAAUACAUAUAAGAACUUUUUUUGUAUAUAAUGAGUCUUCCGUGUGUAGGGUACUAAAUAACAAUAAUAUUCAAGUAUUUAACGAAAAAAAAAGAUAAAACAUUUUCAAAAACUAUUAUCUUAAGGUUUCAUUAAUGGUUUAAUAACACGUAGUAGUACUUUUAGUGGCUGUUGUGGGGUCAUAGUAUGUUAGACAAGGCACACAAAGCUAAUUUAAGAUAAGGAUUAUUUUUAUCAACUCUUAGGACUGUGUGUAACAAGGUAUCGAUUGGCUGUUGGUUCAAUCAUUAUGUACCUUUUUUUCCCCAGAGUGCCAAAAAAAAAGAAAAUGGUCACUUGGCAUUCCUCUGUAGUGGUGCCAAGGGCCGGACCACGUGACCUCACUCGAUACUUUUAAACGAACAUCGAAAUCA